Messenger RNA from Cicer arietinum (chickpea), 1342 nucleotides. RefSeq names its product epoxide hydrolase 2-like. Gene Ontology annotation, molecular function: catalytic activity. NCBI's taxonomy places the organism in Eukaryota, Viridiplantae, Streptophyta, Magnoliopsida, Fabales, Fabaceae. The record is from RefSeq and is a predicted model, not a curated record.
UUACUCUUCAGUCCUCACUCACAAACAAACUCUUACUCUUAGUUUAAAUCGCCCAUAUUUAUUUAUAUAUAUCAUUCGCUUCAAUUAAACACUUAACGAACGACAACGAGAUGGAAGGAAUCGAACACAGAACAGUUGAAGCUAAUGGAAUCAAAAUCCAUAUCGCUGAGAAAGGAAAAGAAGGUCCUGUUGUUUUAUUCCUUCACGGUUUCCCUGAACUCUGGUACUCAUGGCGUCACCAGAUUGCGGCUCUAGGUUCACUCGGCUACAGAGCCGUGGCUCCAGAUCUACGUGGAUACGGUGACACCGAUGCUCCAGGUUCGGUAAACAGUUAUACGAUAUUUCACUUAGUCGGUGAUAUCGUUGGUGUAAUCGACGCGCUUGGUGUGGAUCAAGUAUUUCUUGUGGCUCAUGAUUGGGGUGCUAUCGUUGGUUGGUAUCUCUGUUUGUUUCGUCCUGAAAGAAUCAAAGCUUACGUUGCUUUGAGUGUUCCCUUUAUGCCUAGAAAUCCCAAAUUUAAAACUGUUGAUGCCAUGCGUGCUUUGUAUGGGGAUGAUUAUUAUAUCUGCAGAUUCCAGGAACCUGGGAAAGCAGAAGGUGAAUUUGCCAAAGUGGGGGCAGAACUGUUGCUUAAGGGCAUGCUGACAAGUCGUAGAACUGGGCCACCAAUCCUACCCAAAGAAGGAAUGGGUUCUAAUCUAGAUCCUUCAAGUCCACAUCCACUCCCUUCAUGGCUCUCCCAAGAAGAUCUGUCUUACUAUGCUUCUAAAUUUGAUAAAUCAGGAUUCACUGGUCCCCUUAACUACUAUAGAAAUCUCAACUUAAAUUGGGAGCUUACUGCAGCAUGGACCAGAGCAAAAGUGAAAGUACCUGUGAAAUUCAUCACAGGUGAUUUGGAUUUAGUUUACAAUUCGUUGGGUACUAAGCAAUAUAUUGAGAGUGGUGGUUUCAAGAGAGAUGUGCCAAAUUUGGAAGAAGUUGUUAUUCAAGAAGGUGUUGCUCACUUUAACAACCAAGAAGCUGCUGAGGAUAUCACCAAUCACAUUUAUGAAUUUAUCAAGAAGUUCUGAUUUUGUCACUUGUUGUUUUAGUUAAAUAUCAUCUUCUAAUAAAUAAUUACGCCACAAUUUGCAAACUCGUUGCUAUUAAGUGUUAUUUGUACUAAUCGUGAUUAUGUUGUUAAGGAAAUUUUUUCUUUGUUUGUAUUUGGAUCCUCUUCUUAAAUCUAAUGGUUCCUACCUCUACAGCGUUAUACUGUAGUUUUAGAGGAUUAGGGUUCGUUUUCGUUUUGCACUCUAGAUUGUAACUCUUGUGAUCUAAUGAACUUCAAAUUAUUUUGUUA